Messenger RNA from Gadus morhua (Atlantic cod), 2180 nucleotides. Its product is annotated as B-cell receptor CD22-like. The record is from RefSeq and is a predicted model, not a curated record. The coding region runs from base 197 to 1768 and encodes 523 amino acids. The transcript is spliced from 9 exons. NCBI's taxonomy places the organism in Eukaryota, Metazoa, Chordata, Actinopteri, Gadiformes, Gadidae.
CUACUUUGCAUUUGUCUCUGAGGCCCAGCAGUGCACGGUAUUCAUGCAGUUCAUAUUAACUGUGUAAAGAGGAAGGAAGACCUUGAACACAUUUGUUCGAGUUAUUAUCUUAAACUGCAGGCAAAGACGUUUCCACAGACUUUUUCUGUCACACCAGCUACCUCCUCUACAGUCAAAGCCCUGGGAGAAACAAACUAUGAAUCUGAGAACAGCUGCAAGAGGCUUUGUAGCUUUCCUUCUGUCAGUACCAGCAUUACAGGGUUACCCUUACUGGGCAGUUACUUACCCAUCUAGUAAUAUCUGCGCUUUGAGCGGAUCAACGGUUGACAUCAUAUGCAACUAUAAAUACCCUAAAGGACAUGCAGUGGAGAAAAAACUGUGGUUUACUAAUAUAAACCAUGAACCAUUUGAUCUGAAAGACGAUACAGACUAUGGGGGUCGUGUUGAAUACAUCUGUGGAGAGCCCAAGUGUUGGUCUUACAUCUGUACUGGAACGUGUACACUGAGAAUCAAAGACGUGACACAGAGAGACUCUGCUUAUUACAAGUUUAGGAUUACAACAAACCAAGUAGGCGGGGCAUAUAGUGGUUACCCUGGAGUGAAGUUAUCUGUAACAGAUUUCCAGGUGGAAGUGGUCAUUCAUUCUAGGUAUCAUGACAGGGUACAGCUGAAAUGUCACAGCAUGUGUGAUUUUCCUGGUCUUACGUACACCUGGUACAGGAAUGGAUAUCAACAACAUCAUGGAAUGUACUACAUUGUGUACUACAUUACCUCUGAAUACAGGGUUUCAUGUGCUGUUAAAGGAUCCGCACAUCUCCACUCUCCAUCAGUGUACGCUCCAGAGACCCCCUCAGUGGGAUGGACUCCCCCUGGUGUAAUAGAGGAGGGCAGUUCAGUGAAUCUGACCUGCACCAGCGAGGCCAACCCAGCAGCAAAGUACACCUGGUCCAAGGUUACUACAGGUCAUCCCCCCGGACACAGUGUCCAAGGACAACAGCUUUCCUUUAAUACCAUCCAGUCUUCAGACUCUGGACAAUAUCUCUGUCAAGCUGAGAAUGACCUUGGAACAAAAUCAUCCCCCAUCUCUAUUGAUGUGAAAUACGCUCCAAAGACCCCCUCAGUGAGCGUGAGACCCCCUGGUGAAAUAAAGGAGGGAGGUUCAGUGACUCUGAGCUGCAGCAGUGAUGCCAACCCAGCAGCUGACUACACCUGGUUCAGGGAACAUGGAGGCUCAGUGGAGGAAUUAGGAGAGAACUACACCAUCAGUAACAUCACAACUGAGCUUGGAGGAAAUUAUUACUGUGAAGCUCGUAAUGCAGUUGGACUUCAGAAUUCAACUUUGAUGUUCCUUAAUGUGACAGCCACACCACCAUCUCCAUCAUCACCAUCAUCAAUGUCUACAACUGUGGCAGCAGGAACUGUAGCUGUUUUACUGGCCACCAUGCUCCUCGUCAUCUUCCUAUUGAUGAGAAGAAAGAGGGCUUCUAGGAAAGCGCGUGGCCAGGGAGGAAGGCCAGAUACCAGGGAGGAGUCUCCGUGUCCUGUGUAUUACAACGUCUCAGCUCUGACCAAUCGCUCGGCUUCUGCAGCACAAAGAGAACCAAUAGAAGAGCAGGAUGACCCUCACUAUGCCAGCAUCCACAUCUCUCGCUCUAAGAACCAGGAAGUGCCUCAUGGGUUUGCUGGUGCUCUGGUAGAGUCUGAUCAUACAGAGCAGGUCCUUUACUCUGCCAUCAACCUUAAAAGACCCAAGGCUGUCCCUGAGUAAGCACUCUUGAUAGUUCUCGAAGAUAAACUUUGAGGCUUGAGGCUUCAUCCUCCCAAGGGACAGCUUGUGGAGGAAAAGCCAUUUAUAAACAUGUACAAUUUACUGAGUUUCUUAACUUCUCUUUCUCGUUUUCACUUCUUCUUUUCAUUUAAAGUAAACUGAUGUCAGAUACCACCAUCAAAUAAACAGCCCAGUUUUGAUAUAGAUUCAGCAUUAAAUGGGUUUUAAUAACAUUUCUAGCAAUAAAUGUGUAUUUUAUUGUCAUCAUCUUCGUUCAUUGAUUGUAUAUAUCGUUUAGUUUGUUAGUUACUAAUAAUAUUUUUCUUGCCGGAAAAAAACGCUUUCUAUCAUUGCUUUGUUGGUCGAUAUGGGUGCUGCUAUCACAAAAAAUAUAUAUCAAAUGUAUACAUUU